Messenger RNA from Anopheles moucheti, 989 nucleotides. RefSeq names its product MOB kinase activator-like 3. Gene Ontology annotation, molecular function: protein kinase activator activity. The transcript has 3 exons. The record is from RefSeq and is a predicted model, not a curated record. Gene Ontology annotation, cellular component: cytoplasm; nucleus. Lineage: Eukaryota; Metazoa; Arthropoda; Insecta; Diptera; Culicidae. Gene Ontology annotation, biological process: positive regulation of protein phosphorylation; signal transduction. Bases 369 to 674 code for a protein of 101 amino acids.
AGUCGGGCAGACACAAACAUCAGCAACGAGAAAAAACACACACAACACUUGGUAUGUUUGGUCGCGAGAAAUUCUAAACCCCGUUCGGAUAUUGUAUAAUACGCAGCGCGUUCGCAAAGAUCCGAUUAAACGCGGGCUUUAAAAGAGUUGGCCUACUUUGGCAGGAAAGGUGCAGCUGUGUGCAGCGGGAAAGUGCCAGACAGAAUGGGACCCAAAAAAGGAAUUUUCAUGACCGUUUAAUCGGAUUCCGACUGGCCGCUAGUGUGUUAGCUCGAGCUUACCCGUUUAUUGAUCGUUCAGCAGUUGCGGAGUAAUAGACGAAGACGCAAACAUACAGCUUAAUUGUGGCGAAACUACGACCAUCGAGAAUGGCACUGAACGGGUUUUUGGAAUUCUUUCAACGGGAGAAAACGUUCCGGCCGAAGAAACGGUUCACCCAGGGCACAAUCCGGUAUUCGCUGCACAAGCAAGCCAACGCCAGCCUCCAGUCAGGUAUCAAUCUAAAGGAGGUGGUAAGGCUUCCGGCGGGAGAGAACAUGAACGAUUGGCUUGCGGAAGCGCACGUCAACACCUGCUAUAAACAUUUCUACUACUUCGUGACCGAGUUCGACCUGAUGUCAGCAAAAGAACUCGAGCCUCUCGCCGUGAUGACGGCGCAAAUGUGCAAAGACUAACCAGUUGCGAUCGUUAGGUUAUAGGUACGGAUCAUAAAAACUGUUUUCGAACAGCUAAGCAAACACGGCUACGAUAAAGACGUCCCAUGCUGAAGUGGUAAGCCGACAAAUAUACAAACAAAUCAAUGUUACGCAAAGCAAACAAACGAGCUGCCAUACUACCCCCACACACAUGGGGGCAGGUGUUGGCAGUGAGCUGGAGUAGAAGCGACACCUCAUAAACACAAAGAAAUAAAGUGCAAACAAGAAGCUGAAAACAUUAAUUGGUAAAGAUUUUAACCGAUUUUAAUAAUAAAAAAAUCAAUGACUGUAAAA